Molecule: messenger RNA, 5119 nt
Organism: Brienomyrus brachyistius
Lineage: Eukaryota; Metazoa; Chordata; Actinopteri; Osteoglossiformes; Mormyridae
Product: homeobox protein Hox-A7-like
Exons: 2
Coding region: 3183-3962 (259 amino acids)
Biological process (GO): regulation of transcription by RNA polymerase II; anterior/posterior pattern specification
Cellular component (GO): nucleus
Molecular function (GO): RNA polymerase II cis-regulatory region sequence-specific DNA binding; DNA-binding transcription factor activity, RNA polymerase II-specific
Source: RefSeq, a predicted model, not a curated record
AGCGAAUUCAUAAUUAUAAGUGCAGUACACUCUGUAAGUAUGCGUUUUAGAACAAGCCUGUUUGUCAUGUAAGUAUGAAAUAGAUUGGUGUGACUCCCAAGAUCUAGUUUUCUGGCGUAAAACGCAGUCGCGCAUUCUUUGUGUUCAGGUGAUACGGCCGUAUAUUUCAAAACAAAUCUGCGCUAAGAGGAAAGUAUGUUGGCGCUUUGAAAGUUCUAUCAAACGUGUUUGGAUUCUGGACAAACAUGCCGACGCAGCCUUGCUGCAGGUCUUGGCAAAGGUUGUUGCCGGUUGUAUACAGUCAUAAAAGACAAUUACCGCUAUAACCGUUUAUGGGGUGCAAAGCGUUGGAAGGCGAGAGGACACAGAGCAAGAAAGAUGUUGAAAGCACGGCAGCUGAAACGUAAAAUACUGCAGCGUAUGUAUUUCUGUUGAGCGGGGAUAAAUUUACCAUUUGAAAUAUAAUCCAAUGAUGAACGUGCUAAGUAAAAUGGUUAACGAGCGCCCACCAAGUCGUACAUUUUAGGAUAGUGAUUGUGUGAAAUUUAAUUGCGCGCAUAUUCAUUCAUUUUAGGAAAACAUUUAAAUAAAAUAGUCCUCUAACACAUGGCCAUGAGAAAGCACAAACGCAAAUUGAAAUGGUCUUGUAACGCGCACUAAUAGAAUGUAGUGAUGUGUUGCGCUGCAGAUGGACAGAACUUCAAAGGUUUUUUUUUUUCCCAGAGACAGUGUAAUAAAACACUAGCGGCUCUUCUAUACAGUCUGGAAUUCCACUUUUAAUGAGUUUAUGACCGUCCAGACACAAUUAGGAAGUUUCCAGACCGAAGCACCCAUUUGUUGUUCUAUCGGCUUGCUCCUCGCACAAAAGGCCAGCGGAAAUAAUUCUCUUUAUUGGCGUCUUUGACUGCUGUGGUCUCAUGGAUGUCUCGCAAUCUCUUUGUCGUACCUGCUCUGGGAAAUUUAGGAAAUUGGAUUUUAAAAUGCUUAACAAAGGGUUUAUCAAGAUUAAAGCUGGUCGUACAGCAGCAGAAAUUACACAAUUCGGCUAUAUAUGUAAAUGUAAUAUAGCGCCAACGGUUACGGUUCGAAACCCGUUUUUGCGGUUUUGCAUAUUUUUUUCUUCUGCUACUUCAGUAGGCCUAUGUGCAAGACAAAUACGAGUAUGCGGUCUCCCGGCUUUUCCACACUGGUAUUUUGAGAACAGUCCAAUAGAUGGCAGUAGUGUUCCACCACAGUAUUAAUGAUGUAUGCAGCAGGUCUAUUUGGCAUAAUACUGAUGUAAUUAACUCCAUUAUCAUAAUUUUGGUACUGUACAUGAAAUGUUCCGCUUUUUUUCCCACAGUUUUCUCAGCAAAACGCGUUUGCGUUUUAUUAUUAUUGUUAUUAUUAUUAUUAUAGGGGAAUUUUGUUAAAGCAUCGUAGUAUUUUUCUGUAUGAAAGUAUAAUUCGUGUUAUAUAUCUUGCAGUUCAAAAUUCUCUUGCCCUUGAACGUUGUCUGUUAAUCUUUUAUUUGGCUUGUUUCCUUAAGUGUAUUUUCCCGCGCGAAGUAAAAACACAUACGUUAAAAAAAUACUUUUUUGUCUCGCACUACCUCUCUCAAGCUCCCGAUAGCAACAAGACUGCGUCUUAGUCUACUACCCUAUGCAACUGUAUUAGCAUUACUGGAACAGUCUGAUGGUUAAAACAACAGACCUGCAUAUACCCCAAUACAUAUAUCAGUUAGCUUUUGUAUACAGACAAUCGAACAAGCUAUCGAAUAAACGGCAAACGUUGUAGGCGUUAUGUAAAUUUUGCCAUCUGUGAUUAUAAUUUCAUUUUCAAUGCUCUGUUAGAAAAAUUGUUAUAUAAAUGGGUAAAUAUAAAUGUUCUCAAAAUAUAUUACUGUUAUUUUAGAAUUAUUUUACUGAUAAUACCGUAAUAUUCUCAAAAUGCCACUACACAAAUUACUUAAGUGAACCUGAAUAAUUUUACUGUUUAACUAAAAUUAUAAGAAAUUUAUUCUGUUCUGUACUUUAUUUAAGAGUUAAGCUAAUUAAGUAAUAAUAAUAUUAAAAUAAAAAUUCAGCUUUUAAAUAUGUCUGUGCGCAUGCACACCCACACACAUAAUAUUUCAUUUGCGUGUUCGUCAGAUUUCAUUGAGACUCUUGUUUCAUUCUUCUUUGUUUUAUCAUUGGUAGGUUUUUCAUUAAUACGUUUGAAAACAAUACACUCGUACAGUGGAUUGAAGUAUUUAGCGCAAAAACAAUAAAAAUCAAGAAAUUAGAUCAAGAAACAAGAAUCGUAUAAUGAAAGUAAAAGGGGUCGAAUGCUUACACUUAACGAAAACGAACUGAAUUAUCGUCGUCGCUAAACCAGGCCCAAAGAAAUAAAAAAUACGAAUGUGGCAGCGAUAAACCAAACUAAAAAUGUAAAUCAAUUACAUAAAUAUAAUUUUUAUUAGGCCAAAGUGAUUUUUUCCCUAUAUUUUUCAGUAGCCCUUCCUAGUUUUAGCACAGGAUAAUAAAUUAUGAAUACAAAUAAAAUACAAAAUUCAAUACAAGAUGAACAAGAAUAGUACUACCAAUUAGCCAAUAUUUUAAAAGUACAGGAAAUAAUUUGCUUCGAUGGGAUGACAGAAUUAAACGUAUUACAUUAUCUUAAUUCAUACAGAAUUUUGUGGCGCUGCGGUUUUCAAACGUACUGUUAACUUGUAACUUUGGCUUUAUAUAACACUUUGCUUCAAAAAAAAUAUACCUGAUAUGAAGAUAAUCAAUGGGUCUUUUGUGCGUGUGAUACACGGCAACAGCUUUCAGCAUAUUAUCCGCACAUUUUGCCUGCAAAAACAUACCUAUAACGAUAUCCUUGGAACUUCUAGGUCAUAUAAAUGUACAUGGAAUCUUUGGAAUUUCCCUUUGGAAUCUGGUUGGCUUAAAGCUGCUGGAACCUAUUAGUUUGAAUCGUUUGACGUAAAACAUCAACUAUUCAAUGUAACUGUAUCACUGAUAUGAUUCUGACUUGUAAAGGGGCGUGUGUAGGCUAUGUGUUUGUGGGCAAUAUUAACGAAUUUUUUUACUAGUGAUCCAGUCUCCUCCGCAGUUUGGAAAGGCCCUUGCCGAUUGGCUGCUGGAGUCACAGGAUGUGAUCACGUGAGUAAAUUUGCCUUGUUCUGGGGAAAAUGGGGCUUGGUGUAAAUCUGGGGUGUAAUGCUGUCAUUUAUCAGACUACCUCGUAAAAACGACACUGAGGAUUCUUGGCCAACAAAUCACGGAAAAAAUAUGAGUUCUUCGUAUUAUGAGGAUGGACUUUUUAAUAAGUAUACGGCGGGGAAUUCUCUUUUUCAAAACGGAGACCGGGUUCCGUACUCCCUGGCACCGAGUGGGGAGAGACCGACGUAUGGUCCGGGGACCGCAGCUUUCUCCUCUUCUCUGUCUGGACUUUACAAUGUAAAUAAUGCAAUCUACCAGAGUCACUCGAUGUUUACCUCCGGCUGUGGUCAGUGCCCGGAGGCCUACGGUUUGCGUGGAAACUCGUAUGACCAGAACCUCCUCUACAAUGACCCAACCAGAAGUAGCUGCGACAAGUCUGGUCCCGAGACCCUUAGCAUGCCAACAGAUAAACACUUCCGCAUGUAUCCUUGGAUGCGAGCUUCAGAUUCAGACCGAAAGCGAGGCCGGCAGACGUACUCUCGAUACCAGACUCUCGAGCUGGAAAAAGAAUUCCAUUUCAACCGGUAUUUGACCCGAAGACGGCGCAUUGAGAUUGCCCAUGCAUUAUGUCUCACAGAACGACAGAUCAAAAUCUGGUUCCAAAAUCGGAGGAUGAAAUGGAAGAAGGACCACAAGGAUAAUGGUCAGGUGGCUGGAUCCGUCGCCAAAGUCAUUGAAGAAGAGGAGAGUGAACCAGUAGCUUCUAUUAGCGUCCAGGCCACUGAAAAAGAAAAGGACAACGUCGUGGAAUUAGAGGACAACAAACAACACGUAUAAUUAUACGGCAAACAAGACGUUCUUAUUUAUGUAAAGCAUAUUUUGAAAGUAAUUUAUGUUCUCGUCUAUUACAUUAACUGGCACUCUUACAAUUGUAAUUCCUAUUUGAAACAUAAGCUAAAUGCUAUUCAGUUUGAGCCAAGACUUUUUUCAAAGCACUUUGAAAAACAAGCUACCUAUUGCGGUCCCUUAAAUUAAAAUAAGAGGGAUUCGAACCAAUACAAAUAUAUACUACCUAUUUAACGUUUACUCUAAUGUUUUAAUAGUUAAUAUUAUUCAUGAUACGAAAUUCUAGCCAGAGAGCAGUUCUAUGCAUGAACAUAAUACAGAGUUUUAUUAAAAUAAAACGGCAAAAUUAUUUAGGCUUGACGAAUAACUUCAAAAUUCUUUUAAAAGAUUUUUUAAUGCACAAGUUUUGUGAAACCCCGAGGGUCACGGGGUUAGGAAAUCGUGUUAUUGCAGGAAACAUGCCUUACAUUGCUUUAAAAUAGUGAGACUUGGUGAAAUAGCAUUGCUCGUUGAUUUCAAAGCUGCUUGCGUCAACUUACAUGUUUUAUUCAUUAAGCGCUGGAGUGCACAUUGUCAAAUGACCAGUGUUUGGAUUUGAAGUCCGUCACACACCUAUACAUGUCAGCAUGCCUUAGUCGUACAGUUAUCUAUGAUGUUGGUGUAUAUGCCUACCUCACAUAUUUAAUUUAGGACCACGUAAUUUAGAAAAACUGCUUAUAUAUAGUAAUCUUGUGUUAGGUGCACUUGUAAAUUUGCUUUGCGUAUCUGCUGUUACUAUGCGCAAAAUAUGGAACUUGUAGGUUUCCCACGAAUAUUCGGUAUUAAUUCUGCGUGUUAUCUUGUUCACAGUCUAGGUGUUCUUUUAAUGUAAUUAGGAUGGUAAUAUUCUCACCCGCAAAUCUCAUAACCGUAAAUACAUUUUGAAUCGCAUCAGAAAAAGGGCGAGCUGCCUUCUCUUGAAUAACUCCUGUUUCAGUCGCUGUAGCAUUGUUGUUAUAAUAUUUUGUAUCAGGAAAAAUAAAACCAUAGAUUAAAAUAAUACCAUCGAAACAGCAACGUUGUGUGUAUUCCGGUGAAGUCCGAAGUACUUCUACAUUUUUCUUUGGUUUUGUCAAGUUAUAUAUCAUAAUAAAUUGUUUUCAAACUUU